Triticum aestivum (bread wheat) is the source of this 2438-nucleotide messenger RNA. RefSeq names its product calmodulin-binding receptor-like cytoplasmic kinase 2. Gene Ontology annotation, molecular function: ATP binding; protein kinase activity. The transcript is spliced from 6 exons. Bases 580 to 1914 code for a protein of 444 amino acids. Gene Ontology annotation, biological process: protein phosphorylation. The record is from RefSeq and is a predicted model, not a curated record. Lineage: Eukaryota; Viridiplantae; Streptophyta; Magnoliopsida; Poales; Poaceae.
CUCCUACUGAAAGAACAAACACCAAACUACCUGAAAAUCAACUGCUGGUCAUAUUGACUCUUACUGAAAGAACAAACACCAAAUCUGAAUCAACUGCUGGGGUGACGUACGACAUCGUAACGGCAAGUCAUCCGUCAAGGGCCUGAACCGUCCAGAUGAUCAACUCAAACUUUCCUGUGGCAGCAGAGAAUGUAAUGCUUCCUUCGCUAGGGUUGGAACUCCAGAGUAGAGGACGGCACAGGAUGAAGCCUGGUGCACUUCUCUCUUGCCAAGAGUCUGAAGGCUCAAUCUCUGCAUCCUUCACCCAUAUUAAAUUCCUGGUCUCUGAAGUGUUGUUAUCAUAGACGACAUCAGGGCUCCACUGGUUUGACCUUAGGCCCAAAGGAGCAUUCCUUUCAUAGUUAUUUAGAGGUACCCACCACCACCAGGUCAAGCUUGAACCGGUCCAUUGCGUUAUGUCCAACAAAGUUCAAGGAAAGAACCAGAUGAACUGCUACCUGCCCCUGUGAGAGCAGGUUCCAACGCCAUCUUCUAACCCCGUCGGUUAUGCAGGCAGUUUGAUCUCCAAAAAAGAAAGUUAUGCGGGCAGCACGCCAUCGAGCACUCAGCUCGGGCCAUGGAGGAGACCUCUCUGCCUCCAACCAUGAGUUUCAGACAGAUCCGGUCUUCUACAGGGCAUCCACCUAUACACCUCCUUCCAGUGUGCCUGAGGAGAAGGCCAGGAGCAGGAAAUCAUUCUGGGAAGAAGCUGCUACGACAAUUGCCGGAGCAUGCACAAACUGCCUCGCUCCUCGCCAAUCUGAAAUUAGGGAGGGCCAUGUCAAAUCCUCGGAAGAUGCUCAUGAUGUGUCCACUAGUUCCAUCUCGAGAAUUUCAUCAGUAAGCAGCACAAGCACUAGUCAAACCAAGUCAUGGCAAGACCAGUUCUCAUUUCAGGAAGUUUGCCUGGCUACUUCAAACUUCAGUGAACAGAACAAAAUUGGGAAAGGAAAUUUUGGCACUGUGUACAAGGCGAAGCUCAGGGAUGGAUCCAUAAUAGCCGUAAAGAGAGCUAAGAAGAAUAUGUUUGACAGGCACCUAUCUGCAGAGUUCAGGAGUGAAAUCCAGAUAUUGUCUAAGGUAGAACAUUUAAACUUAGUGAAGUUUCUCGGACACCUGGAGCAUCAGGAUGAGCGCUUGAUUCUGGUUGAGUAUAUCAGCAACGGAACACUACGUGAACACUUGGAUGGAUCAAGAGGGGAACCAUUGGAAUUUUCACAGCGUCUCAACAUUGCCAUCGACAUAGCUCAUGCUGUUGCUUACUUACAUGGAUACACAGACAACCCAAUCAUCCACCGUGAUAUCAAGUCGUCCAACAUUCUCCUAACAGAUCAGCUGAGAGCAAAGGUGUCCGAUUUCGGCUUUGCGCGCCUAGCCCCAUACGACACCGAAGCAACUCACAUAUCAACAAUGGUGAAGGGCACGGUAGGGUACGUCGACCCCGACUACCUGAACACGAACCACCUCACUGAACGCAGCGACGUCUACUCCUUCGGCGUCCUCCUCGUCGAGCUCAUCACCGGCCGACGACCCGUAGAGCGCAACCGUGGCCGGCAGCAACGCCUCAGCACCGAAUGGGCGCUGCGGAAGUGCAGGGAGGGCGACGUGGUGGUGGUGAUGGACCCCCGGAUGCGCAGGACCAGCGCGGCGGUCGCGGCCGUGGAGAGGGUGAUGGCGCUGGCGGCCGAGUGCGCGGCCCCGGAGCGCGCGGCGCGGCCGGCCAUGCGGCGGUGCGCCGAGGUGCUCUGGUCCGUCAGGCGCGACUUCCAGCAGGAGCAGCAGCGCGCCGCGGGCGCAGUAGCGGGAGCGGGGGCAGGAACGAGGCGGCGAGAUGGCUCCACCGCCACGUACGGGUCGUCGUGUAUGGAACAGUAGGAAAAACCGGGAUGUUUGUCACUUUGUCUACGCGGCUAUGAACAUGAUUUGAGUUUUUUAUUUUUGGGUUUUAUCACUUUUGCCACGCUACUCAAUUUUGUCAUUAGAAGUUUCAACUACUAAAAAAUGUAAUCCUUCUGUUAAGUAUAUGCUAAAAAAUGUCACUCGACACCGUUAUAAUUUGAUCAAGGUCAUUGAGGUCAUUGACCGUCGUGAAAUGACCAAAAUAAAUCUGAACCUUACUUGUCUGUGCUCCCCUAUAACAUGUGGGUCCUAAUUGUCAUCACAUCGAGAACUAAACUACAAGAAAAAAUAAUGACACGUGGAGAUUCGAUCACUCACGUGUGAAGCUAUUUUUGCUUCUAAUUUCAUUCUUCAUAUAUUGAAACUAUGGCCUACAGUUACAAAGAGUUGUAGGGGGGACGCUGAUAAGUGGGGUCUAGGGGUAUUUUAAUCACUUCACUCUGAUCAAUGGUCUUCGAGCGAACGGUAAUGAUGUUGAGGGACAUUUUCUAAGUACGUGU